AUGGCAGCGCUACUACAGAUCCCCCGAGUCAUUGAAGGAUCUCCCCAAGAAGAUGUUGGUCUCCAUGUGCUAUGGUUGAAUGUGAAAACAAGAGAAACUGACCAUCUAAGUCGGGAAUACUACGAGCGCACGAACUCCUUGAUCUCCCAAUACCUCUACAUUGACCGAUUGCUGGACUCAUCUCUCCCUCACAAUUUAAUCGAGGAAUAUAAUGGGUGUCACCACCAUGACUCUGCAGGAAAUGGCUUCCACCAACCGCCUCCUUCAGACGGAAAUGAUGUCGACACAAUCAAUCCCAAGACGGGAAAGAUAAAACGCACCCCACAUAAUUUAUAUCGGAUCCCCGACGAGACGACUCCUUUGGUUGCAUCCGAAGAGAACAGCCCGGAAGGAUCUCUGCCAGAUUUGGAAUCACACAGAGGCCUGUCGCCAGAGGCAGAGGAGCGCAUCAUCAACUGGGCCAUUCGGAUCAACUUCGCCGCCAAUGUUCUUCUUCUUGGCUCCAAGAUCGCCAUCAUGGCAAUGACCAGCUCCAUGUCCAUGCUGGCCGGUCUUGUCGAUGGGGUCUUGGACUUCCUGAGUACUGUCAUCGUCUGGGUAACCACUAUCAUGAUUCGCCGACAAGAUCGCAACCGAUUCCCAAUCACGCGGCGACGCCUGGAACCUGUCAGCGUGCUCAUUUUCUCAGUGAUCAUGGUGACCUCUUUCUUUCAGGUGGGACUAUCGUCUAUGAAGCAACUUCUUGGGGAUGAUCGUACGGUCGUCGAGCUCUCAGUUCCAUCUCUUGCGCUGAUGGCUGGUACCGUAAUCGUCAAGUUGCUCUGCUGGAUCUGGUGUCGCCUGAUCCCUAGCCCCAGUGUGCAGGUCCUGGCCCAGGACGCCAUGACAGAUGUGAUCUUCAACAUCUUCAGCAUUAUCUUCCCGCUGAUUGGCACUUUUGCGAAUCUCUGGUUCUUGGAUCCUCUGGGUGGUCUAUUUCUCUCCAUCUACAUCAUGUGGAAUUGGGGUCAAACAGCCGCAGAAUACAUUCGCCGGUUGACCGGCGCAGCUGCCUCCCCCGAUGAUCACAGCAUUCUGCUUUACAUGACUAUGCGGUUCUCCCGGGUAAUCCUCAAGAUUCAAGACUUGAAGGCUUACUAUGCAAGCGACAAGCUUAAUGUCGAGGUUGACCUUGUUGUAGACGAUAGUAUGAGCCUGCGGGACAGUCACGAUGUCGGCGAAAGCCUGCAGUACAUCAUUGAGAGUGUGCCGACUGUUGAUCGCGCUUUUGUGCAUUUGGACUAUGACCCUUGGAACCUGCCUAGUCAUAUGAACCAGAUGGAUCGCUGA
Molecule: messenger RNA, 1329 nt
Organism: Penicillium nucicola
Lineage: Eukaryota; Fungi; Ascomycota; Eurotiomycetes; Eurotiales; Aspergillaceae
Product: cation diffusion facilitator family transporter
Exons: 3
Coding region: 1-1329 (442 amino acids)
Biological process (GO): monoatomic cation transport; transmembrane transport
Cellular component (GO): membrane
Molecular function (GO): monoatomic cation transmembrane transporter activity
Source: RefSeq, a predicted model, not a curated record